AGGAAGGGAGAAAGUCAGCUCCAAAGCCAGAGGGACAGGAGGGAAUUUAGCCGGCAUAAAACUUCCAAUUAUUCCUCUCUCAUCCAUUUCAUUAUCCUGGUCUCCUUCUCAGCUGCUAUUUUGCAUCCUGCUCCUGGCAUAACAGCAGCGUCCGGUCAGCCACAGGGAAGCCGGUGGAUGUUUUUUAAGAGCGCACUUCUCUGACACUCAGAAGAGGAUGAGUGCUUGAGGACAAGCUGGAGAGGCUGACGUUAUUCCAGAGGUACAUUCACUAACGCAGGAGAGGCAGACAGCGUCUACUCCAUCCUCAGGAGCGAAUGAGACGAGAGGGUCUGUAACGCUGGAGCUGAAGGACAAACCAUGGACUCUGCACACCUCCCACUUCACCUGGACGUCCAACAUGUUCCCUGCUAGCCUACUGGUUCUGAUGGUCCUGCUGCUACCUCGUGUCUCAUCAGGUCAACAGGAGGGUCCCAGUCAGACUCAUGGAAACCUUGGUAGACCUCUGGAACCUAGUUUGGCCCAUACUAUUCAAAACCUCCUGCUGACCCGCCUGGGCCUACAGUCACACCCAAACCCCAGUACAGAGGCACGGGUACCCCAGUAUCUUCUAGACCUGUAUCGAUUCCACACUCAACAGUACCAUCUCGUUGAAGACCCAGAGUUUAGCUAUCCCUCCCAGCAUGUGCAAGGAGCCAACACAAUCCGAUGCUUUCACCACACAGAUUCUACAGUCCUGAGUGUUCCAGAAGAGCAGAAAACGACAGGGGACAGCAUUCACAUUGGCUUCAAUCUGUCCUCCAUUCCGUCAGAAGAGAGCGUGGUGUCGGCAGAGCUCCGUGUCCUGCACGAAGGAUCAAGUGAAGACUCUCACGUGGUCAGUCUUUAUCUUUCCAACAGUGACCCUGCAUCAAAGCCCACACUGAUCCAUUCACGCCCACUGUCUAGAGAUCGAAAGACCACAGAACUCUGGGAAACCUUUCCCCUGGAUGGAGAAGUGUUUCAGAAUCUAUCUGAGAGGUCAAGGAGCCUGUCUUUUAUUCUGAACAUUAUUGCUGAUAAUAACAGCAGCCUUUCCAAGGAGAGACAUCUGCGGGUGCGCAGGUCCACCGAGCAGGAUGAGCACAGCUGGGCGAGGCAGAGGCCGUUGCUGGUGACUUACAGUCACGAUGGCCGCAGCGAGCCCUUUGUGCCCCUCAAAAAGCAGACCCCUGCUGGCAGACGAGGCAGGGGCAGAUGGACCGGGGGCAGGUUUAAGAGUGAUAGGGGUCAGGGCUCUGACACAGGUUGGCGGGUGGGAUGGAAUGAAAGGCGAGUGAAACGACAUGGUGGGAGGGCUGCCAAGCUCAAACGGCUCUCCCGCGCUCGCUGCCGUCGACACCCGCUGUAUGUGGACUUCAAAGAUGUAGGUUGGAAUAAAUGGAUCGUGGCCCCAUCCGGUUACGAUGCUUUCUUUUGCCUCGGAGAGUGCCGCUUCCCACUGGCUGACCAUAUGAAUUCAUCUAGCCAUGCUAUGGUGCAGACGCUGGUCAACUCCGUAAACGGGGCCGUGCCGCGGGCCUGCUGUGUGCCAACGGCCCUUAGCCCCAUCGCCCUCCUUUACCUGGAUCAGGAGGAACGUGUGGUGUUGAAAAACUAUCAAGACAUGGUGGUGGAGGGCUGUGGUUGUCGAUAGCAAAAUUCUCAUGGAAUAAGAUAAGAAGGGUGGACUUG
Messenger RNA from Sinocyclocheilus grahami, 1713 nucleotides. RefSeq names its product bone morphogenetic protein 2-like. Gene Ontology annotation, cellular component: extracellular region. Bases 401 to 1675 code for a protein of 424 amino acids. The transcript is spliced from 3 exons. Gene Ontology annotation, molecular function: cytokine activity; growth factor activity. Lineage: Eukaryota; Metazoa; Chordata; Actinopteri; Cypriniformes; Cyprinidae. The record is from RefSeq and is a predicted model, not a curated record.